Messenger RNA from Acomys russatus (golden spiny mouse), 849 nucleotides. RefSeq names its product signal peptidase complex subunit 3 (gene Spcs3). The transcript is spliced from 5 exons. Gene Ontology annotation, cellular component: signal peptidase complex; membrane. The record is from RefSeq and is a predicted model, not a curated record. NCBI's taxonomy places the organism in Eukaryota, Metazoa, Chordata, Mammalia, Rodentia, Muridae. The coding region runs from base 115 to 657 and encodes 180 amino acids. Gene Ontology annotation, biological process: protein targeting to ER.
CGGCCCCGGAACGUGCGCACCGGGUGCGCGGGUGGGAGGGACCGGUGUGUCGCGGGAACCGGAGCCUGGGUACGGGCGUCAAAGAGCCAGGGCUCCGGAGGGAAGGUCGUCACGAUGAACACCGUCCUGUCGCGCGCGAACUCACUGUUCGCCUUCUCGCUGAGCGUGAUGGCGGCGCUCACCUUCGGCUGCUUCAUCACCACCGCCUUCAAAGACAGGAGUGUCCCGGUGCGGCUGCACGUCUCGCGGAUCAUGCUAAAAAAUGUAGAAGACUUCACUGGCCCUAGAGAAAGAAGUGACCUGGGAUUCAUCACAUUUGAUGUAACUGCUGAUCUGGAGAACAUAUUUGAUUGGAACGUUAAGCAAUUAUUUCUUUAUUUAUCAGCAGAGUAUUCAACAAAAAAUAAUGCCCUGAACCAAGUUGUUCUCUGGGACAAGAUUGUUUUAAGAGGUGACAAUCCGAAGCUGCUUUUGAAAGAUAUGAAGACAAAGUAUUUUUUCUUUGACGAUGGAAAUGGCCUCAAGGGAAACAGGAAUGUCACUUUGACGUUAUCCUGGAACGUUGUACCAAACGCUGGAAUUCUACCUCUUGUGACAGGUUCAGGACAUGUAUCUGUCCCGUUUCCAGAUACAUAUGAAAUAACGAAGAGUUACUAAAUUAUUCUGGAUUUGAAACAUAUUUUUAUACGUGAUGGAUUGCAUCUCAUCUCUUCCCUCUUUCCUCAUUUGUUUUGGUUACAUUUUCUUUCUCUUUUUCUUUUUGUUUUGAUGCAAGAAAGACACAAAACAUAGUUGAAGUGAGCGGUGUGCUAUGGGCUGCUUAAGCUUAGCUGUGCAAACAAACAAACA